Messenger RNA from Elaeis guineensis (African oil palm), 1647 nucleotides. Lineage: Eukaryota; Viridiplantae; Streptophyta; Magnoliopsida; Arecales; Arecaceae. The record is from RefSeq and is a predicted model, not a curated record.
AUGUUCUUUCGGAGCCAUAAAAGAGACGCCUUUCGGUCGGAGCGGGGGGAGAUGGAGCAGCUGCGGCAGCUCCAGGGGAAGGGGAGGGGGACGCGGCGGCUGGAGCGACGGAACGCAGAGAAGAACAUCGACUACGACGCGUCGUCGUCGGUGGUUGGUGGCGGUGUGUCGUGGUCCUCCACUUCGUCGGACGAGUCCCCCCGAAUCCGCAUCACCCGAUCGCUGGACCUCCCGCCGUCGUCGUUGUUGGACCAGAAGAGUUUCCGAAUUGGGGGCAGCGUGGAGGGCGAGGUCGAUCUCCUCUGCCGAAGCCUUGGGUUGACGGGACCUGAGGACUUCGCCAUUCCUGUAGCCGCCUGGGAGGCCCGCAAGGUCCGGUCCUCUUCCGACCUCCUCCCCAGGUCCCGCCUCUACCCUGAUAGCCCCAGGCCACAAGAUCCCACCUUUGCCCCGAAUUCUACUCCUGCCGGUCCUUCUAGCUUAUCGGCUGAAAAAUCCGUCGGCCGGCAGGUUGUCCAGGUGAAAGUUCCAAGCCAGCCUGACAAGCCCGUGGCUGAAAGUAAGGUUCUUGAUGGUGAAAGUCCGAAGAAUUCAACUCCAUUCCCAGUUGUAAAAGGAGGAGACGGAGGAAUUAGAGGUGUUCGCCCUCCAGCUCUUGCUCCUCCCCCUGCAAUUUUGAUUCUUCCCCCUCCACCAGGGAGGCCACUCGCGCCGCCUCCAUCAAUCUCCAUUCCUGCCAUUGACAAGGUAGGCUCGACCUGGGAUAUAUUGAGGUCCUUUGCUCCUGAUGAAGAAAACAAUGAUCUUGGCGCGGAAGGGGGGAGAAGGAAAUCCUUCAACUCAGAGGAGGACGAGGAGGAAGAAGCUCCUGCUGGUGGAGAGGUUGCAGUGGUGGAGUUGACAUUGGGGGAGACCUCCGAGAGCUUUACCGGGACAUCGUCAUACUCCACCAUUGACGACGACACCUCAAGUACAACUACUGAAACAAUGUUUAUCGUCUCGCCGAAUGGCAAGUUCAUGAGGAGGAUCAGGACAUGGAUGCGAGGUGGGCUUCUUGGGAGCGGUUCAUUUGGGAUGGUCUAUGAAGCAAUCAGCGAUGAGGGUGUAUUCUUUGCUGUUAAAGAAGUAUCUUUGCUUGACCAUGGAAGCAAUGCCCAACAAUGCAUUCUUCAACUUGAGCAGGAAAUUGUGCUUUUAAGUCAGUUUGAACACGAAAACAUAGUUCAAUAUUAUGGAACAGACAAGGAAGAUUCCAAACUGUUUAUCUUCCUUGAGCUUGUUACUCAAGGAUCUCUUGCAUCUCUCUAUCAGAAGUAUCGUCUGGUCGAUUGUCAAGUCUCUGCAUUUACCAGGCAGAUCUUAAAUGGUUUGAAGUAUCUUCAUGACCGAAAUGUGGUGCACAGGGAUAUUAAAUGCGCCAACAUUUUGGUUCAUGUAAAUGGAUCUGUAAAACUUGCUGAUUUUGGAUUGGCUAAGGAGAUCACCAAGUUUGACAUGCUGAAAUCAUGUAAAGGAAGUGUGUACUGGAUGGCUCCAGAGGUUGUUGAUCCUAGAAAAACAUAUGGGCCUGCAGCUGAUAUUUGGAGUCUUGGGUGCACUGUCUUGGAGAUGUUAACACAGCAACUUCCUUAUCCCAAUCUGGAGUGG